AUGGCGCCGACCGCGCCUCGGCGCCGGCGCCCGAGCGCGCGCGGGAAAAAAUCGCGCGCGCUCGACCGACGCGCCGAUCCGCUCGCGUACUACACCGCCAGGGUCGACCGAUGGUUCGACCGCCAUCCGAUCGCCGGCGCGGGCGUCACCGUCGUCACGCUCGCGGCGUUUCUCUACGUCGUCUACGCCGUGUCGCUCGCGACGGGGCUGUACCGGAGGUACAUCGCGAGACACACGGAACCACUGCUGAUGAAACACGUCGUCCCGGCGUGGACGACGUGGACGACGCGCGUCGAGCGCGCGAUGCGACGGUUGGCGGGCGACGCGUGA
This is a messenger RNA of Ostreococcus lucimarinus CCE9901, 330 nucleotides long. RefSeq lists its product with no specific name. The transcript has a single exon. Bases 1 to 330 code for a protein of 109 amino acids. The record is from RefSeq and is a predicted model, not a curated record. NCBI's taxonomy places the organism in Eukaryota, Viridiplantae, Chlorophyta, Mamiellophyceae, Mamiellales, Bathycoccaceae.